Messenger RNA from Vitis vinifera (wine grape), 834 nucleotides. Its product is annotated as YTH domain-containing protein ECT2-like. The record is from RefSeq and is a predicted model, not a curated record. Bases 1 to 834 code for a protein of 277 amino acids. Gene Ontology annotation, cellular component: cytoplasm. Gene Ontology annotation, molecular function: mRNA binding. The transcript is spliced from 2 exons. Gene Ontology annotation, biological process: mRNA destabilization. NCBI's taxonomy places the organism in Eukaryota, Viridiplantae, Streptophyta, Magnoliopsida, Vitales, Vitaceae.
AUGGUUUACAUACUAAUGAACGAGUGGAGUGAUGGGGUUGAGAUGCCUCCUAGUGUUUACGGUGAUAUAUAUCAUCAUGGUUUUGGUUAUCCAUAUAGAACUUAUCCCCCACCAGGUUCACCUAUUCCCACCAUGGGACAUGAUGGUCAGUUGUAUGGACCACAACAUUAUCGGUAUCCUACUCCUUAUUACCAGCCUCAAGCUCCAAAUGUUACAGUCGACCAAGUUCCUUUAUCUAUUGAAGCGGCUAAAGGAAAUACAAAUAAUCUAGUAAAUGGUGGGAAUGUGAAUGGAAAUAAUGGCCCAAAAGCACUUAGACCGAGCCACCAAAACUCAUCUUUAAGUUCAAAUGGUUCCUAUGGAAGGACAUCGCUGCCAACAGGUGUUCCAUCUUCAGGUUAUCAGGAUCCAAGGUUUGGGUUUGAUGGAACUAGAUCAUUGAUCCCUUUGGCAGAUAUGUUUUCCGAUGGUCAGUCCAAAUAUGUAGUGAGUGUGGGUUUCUCAUCACCAGUUUCUCAUGCCAACAACUUUCCAUCUAGAAGGAAUCAUAAUUUUCACCCCAUUCCCCAACUGAUGCAUGCAAGGUCGGCAUCUAGCUUGGGCCAGGCUUCUAGAUUCAUGAGUCGCAUGUACCCAAACAAGAAGAUGUAUGACCAGUAUGGGAAUGCAUUCCGGACAGGUUCUGGAUUUGGAUCUAAUGGUUAUGAUUCAAGAACAAGUGGGCGUGGCUGGUUGACCGUUGACAGUAGGUACAAAAACAAGAGUCGAGCCAAUAGUGUCCUUGGCUAUGGGAAUAAUUUAUCUGGGAAAAUACCUGAUUUAAUUAGGAACUAG